Zychaea mexicana is the source of this 1083-nucleotide messenger RNA. RefSeq lists its product as uncharacterized. NCBI's taxonomy places the organism in Eukaryota, Fungi, Mucoromycota, Mucoromycetes, Mucorales, Lichtheimiaceae. The record is from RefSeq and is a predicted model, not a curated record. The transcript is spliced from 7 exons. The coding region runs from base 1 to 1083 and encodes 360 amino acids.
AUGGCAACUGAACAUCCCCUUUCAUCACAGGCCAAGAACCGCGGGAAGUCGGUCAGACUUCAAAACGUCAUUGACCAUUUAGAACAUGACAUUGUUUCUAGCUCUAUCAGAAAUGACAAAAAGAACAUAUGUUUGAUUAGUAAAGGAAGCGGCGGCUUCGUUACAAAUGUCAAUACUGAGCCUAGUGAAGCCACAACAUCUGAAGCAGAGGGGACAUCAUCAUCAUCAUCAUCAUCGCCAUCGUUGUCAUCAUCUUUGUCAUCAUCAUCGACGUCUCUUGCUGCAUUUAAAACCAAACUCACUGCCGCGGACAAAGUCACAUUGACUGAGAAGCUCCAAAAUUUUAAUAAGCUUCAUAAAGAUUAUUUCUGGGUCUUAGAUGCCACAAUGCGACAAGCAGAAGUUGAUGAUGUUGAGCCAAUUUCUGUAGAAGAAAAGGUCAUGGCGUUUGCAUCACAAUGCGAGUAUUAUCAUCUGUCCCAAUCUUUGAUCUUAGAUUUGGGGGAUAAAAACUGGAGUUCUGUUUUCAAUGAAGAACAGCUCGAUGAAAUACGUGGUGCUGGUGGCGAUUUGCCUUGUGGUGUACCGAAAGAACUUGAACAAUGCUUCGAGAGUCUUAAAGAAUUGAAAACUGGUGCAGAGGUGUUUAAGUAUGCAAGAAGCAUUGAAAUCACCGAUCCCACCAAAGAAACAUUAAAAGUGUGGUUGUCGACCGAGCUACAAAAGGUAGCAAGUCUCUUUCUGGAAACUGGGACAUUCGACAUCGGUAGUUUGAUGGAAUCGGACCAGUUGUACCGGUGUUUUGAUUUUUUCGCUACAGUUUUUAAAGGAAGUUCCAUCUUGGCAAAAGGAACCGAAAAAUCAAGUGAAGCCAAUGCCACGUCAGUCAACCAAGAUCGCACAUUAUCAGCUAUAAAGCUGAUAGCAAACCGAAAGAUGGAAAGACGCGUGGAUAUGCUCUUCAACUGUGGUCAUAUCGAGUUUGGUUGCACAGAAAUAGGUGCCACAAAGGACCAAACAAAGGAGAUGCGCGAUAGCUUUCUCAAGAUGCCUAUUAAGAACCGACCCACUUCAGGAGGUUAA